GAAAAUAAUUUACUGCCAGAUUAAUGAUGCAGAACGCAGUUAAGGUUUGGUUUGGGGACGAUAUCCCAUUAAGCUCAAGGAGCCCAUUAACUCCUAGACAUGGGCCGGGCCUUACAGAUGUUUCCCAGUAUGACCAGUGGUUGUCAGUGCGCCAUGAAGCUACAUUGAUACCCAUGCAAGAAGACUUGUCGAUCUGGUUGAGCAUCUUGCUGGGGGUAGAAAUUAAAGGUGAAAAAUUUAUGGAAGAGCUGGAUAAUGGCGCUUUGCUUUGUCAACUCAUUUAUGUUGUCCAAAAUACCAUGAGACGUUGCUGCACAGCAGAAGAAUUAAAGGGUAUUCCGAUGAGGAAAGUUCCGUGCAGAAGAGAUGCUCCUCCGGGGUCCUUCUUUGCCCGUGACAACACAGCUAACUUCCUGCGCUGGUGCAGAGGCAUUGGAGUUGAUAACGCCUAUCUUUUUGAAUCCGAAGGUUUAGUUUUGCAUAAGGAUCCCAGGCAGGUGUGUCUGUGUCUUCUGGAUGUUGGUCGAAUAGUUUCCAGAUAUGGAGUGGAACCUCCUGUUCUUAUAAAGCUGGAGAAAGAAAUUGAACUAGAAGAAACACUUUUAAUUCAGUCUGGACCAUUAACCCCUAUAAACACUGAAAAAUCCUGCUGUCAUCAUGAGGGGCUACAUGAGGCUGUUAAGCACAUAGCAGAAGAUCCUCCCUGUAACUGUUCCCAUCGAUUCUCUAUUGAGUACUUAUCUGAAGGUCGUUAUCGUUUGGGUGAUAAAAUCCUUUUUAUAAGGAUGCUACAUGGAAAACAUGUUAUGGUUAGAGUUGGUGGAGGCUGGGAUACACUUCAAGGAUUUUUACUUAAAUAUGAUCCUUGCAGAGUACUACAAUUUACAACAUUAGAGCAAAAAAUUCUGCAGUUUCAGAAAAGUGGUCAAAAGGAAAAUAUGUCAGCACAAACUGGCAGAAAUCCACAGCCACCAAUCAUGAAUCCUUUGUCAGCUAUUAGUACUUCUCAAAAGCCAGAUUCCAAACCAUUUUCUGCCAAAACUAACCUAAGAACGAAUCACUCACCUGAGCACACUACCCAUAAAGGAACCAAGAACGCAAGAUCUCCAGCAAUGCACUCUAAAGUCCUGUGUGCUUCUAGGCAAGGAUCCCCAUUGUUUGUUGAACCUCAGAGAAAAGUUGCAAAAAAAUCAAAUUCUCCACUUCAUACUAGUCCCUCUGCUCUUAGCAGCAAAAGUUCUCAAAGUGAUGCUUCUGCUAAAACUCCUUGCUCAGCUGGUUCAUCAAGAACUAUAUCUCCUCUUUCAAAUAUUACACAGGAAAGCAGUGGUUUAUCCCAGACAAGCAAAGGAAAAACUCAGCAAGCAACCAUCUCAAAGUCUUCAGCAAAUGUCUCAAAAGCUGCAUCUUCAAACAAAGUGCAGGGGCCUAAACCUUUUCCUACGGUAUCCUCACGUGUUAAAGCACAAUCAAAACAUGUGCCUGACUCUAAGUCACAAUUAGAAAAUCCAAAAGUAGCCACCAAGUUGAGUAAGCCACCAAUUAAAACAUUACCAGCUGUGUCUGUAACUUCACAUUCUAAAAAAAUUCCCAACCCUACAAAGCAAGGUUUGAAAAUUACUUCCAAUCAAGGCACUUUGCAACCAUCUAAAGAAAAAGUGAAAAUUAAUAAGAAAACGGACUUCCAAAAAAAUAAUCUUGCAGUUCGAAAGCCAUUUGUAGUGUCUUCUAGAGUACCCACAAACUCGCAACUUAUACCGCACACCUCUAAGGCUUCUAGUAAAUGCCAACCAGCUACUUCACAACUUGGAGGUAAAAAUAAUCAAAAAGUUGUUCAGUCUCAAAAAAAUGAAAUAAAGACAACCUUUUCUGGGCGAACCCCUUUGUCUGUGGUUCGACUUCCCCAGUCUGCACCCAAAAAGGAGAUUGUUCUAAAAGCAGACCCAUCUUUAAAAACCAACCCCUCGGCAAGUGGGUCACGCAAAAAUGACAAGAUUCAGAAUUCAACUGCCUCCAAAGUAAUAAAUUCAAAGGCUACUUGCAACAGCAUCCCUAAGAAGGAAGAAAGGUUUCAAAGAGAGUGAAAGAUAAUCAACAUAAAUUGAUGAAACUCAUAAAUGUAUACAUUGUUUCCUCUGUUUUACCAAAUGAAACAUGCUGCAGAAGAAAACAUAAUGUUUUA
Messenger RNA from Bombina bombina (fire-bellied toad), 2182 nucleotides. It is a transcript of the gene GAS2L3, whose product is annotated as growth arrest specific 2 like 3. Gene Ontology annotation, biological process: actin crosslink formation. The coding region runs from base 24 to 2084 and encodes 686 amino acids. The transcript has 8 exons. The record is from RefSeq and is a predicted model, not a curated record. Gene Ontology annotation, cellular component: actin filament. Gene Ontology annotation, molecular function: microtubule binding; actin filament binding; cytoskeletal adaptor activity. Lineage: Eukaryota; Metazoa; Chordata; Amphibia; Anura; Bombinatoridae.